Porites lobata is the source of this 7495-nucleotide messenger RNA. The record is from the annotation of a GenBank genome assembly. NCBI's taxonomy places the organism in Eukaryota, Metazoa, Cnidaria, Anthozoa, Scleractinia, Poritidae.
AUGGCUACGUUCUACUCGUAUUUGUUAGUGUUCCACUGCUUGAGUUUAGUUCAAGGUCAGUUACUGAUGGAAAUUAACAGGGGUCCGUCGUUAGGGUUCGCCGACUUCUUCAGGCUACCCAGAAAUACCACCGCGUGCCUCGGAGACAUUUCCUCGAAUUCGUGCUUCAAAUAUCGUGCUUCUCCGGGGCGUAUCCGCAGAAUUCCUUGUUUGUGUUCAUGUUCUACGUCUCCGUUCGAAGUAUCCCGGUUAAUGUUUUUCGAACCGAGCAAUUCUUGCCUGGAGGUCAGCUUGGCUCGUCGCAGAUCAGGUAAUAUAACUUGCUUAAGGUAUCGGUCUCAAAGUGAUACAACUACAACUAUCCUUGGUGUUUUGUAAUCAUAUAAUGUCAAGAAAGAGAUCAUUUUCAACUUAACUGCGUUCUUUGUGAAAUGGAGCAAUAAUGCUGUUGUUGUUGGUGCUGGUGGUAGUGGUGGUAUGGUAGUACAUGGUGAUCAAGUCUCGGCCGAGGUUUUUAUUAGAAAUAAGGACGAACGUUUCCCCUGACAUUUCAAGUAGAUGAAUGUUACCAGGUUCAAGGUACUUGCACAUUACUGAAUUUUGCCUUUUGAUUUGACAAUAGAAUAGAGUAUUACUCUAACGUGAGAUCAGGCUCUAUUUUCAUUUCGCUUUGAAAAUAACACUCCGGCGGGCAAGGCGAAACGAAAAGAGAGCCUGAUAUAAACCUUCUACGAAACGUCUUCGGCCCACUUUUUUGAUUAAUUGACAUUUGCCGAAUCAGCCAACAAAAAUUACUUCCGUUGCUUGUUUUUUUAGUAUACGUGGGAAAAAUGCAGACUCGCUGACUUAAAAAAUGGCUUUUGGUUUUUAAUUUUUCAACUAAAAAUAACUGACGGUCAGCACAAUCACAUUUAACUUCUUGCGAGAUUAAAGGAGAACUCAAAGGUUAUUUCUCUUGGCGGAGAAGGUAAAAAGGUUUCGAAAAGACGGCGACACGAUGUUCUAGUUUUAAUAUUCUGGCUAGGUGCGCUCGAAUUUAAAAUACUGAAAUAUCUAUGUACUAACAAUUAAUGAGGGCCGCACCAGUGCCUAAAUUUGUCCGAUCGCUUGCUUGUGAUUACCGUAAUGAUUCGAUUUAGCGCCCUCCUUCCAAUGAGCCGCACCCCCUUCGAAUAAGCGCCCUCUUCAAAUGUGGUUUGUUAAUAAGCGCCCCCAUUCUAAUAUUACAUAAAAAUCAUUUAAUAGCACACAAAUGAACGGUAAUGCCACAUAACAAAAACAGUGGUUCUAUCUCCUUGUGAGUGCAUAAAUUCUUCAAACGAAUGAUUUCUUCUUCAAAUUUUUUUGGCGAUUGCUCGGAUGGUCGUUUUGGCGAGGAAGGAUCCAGGGACAACAAGUCCGUUUUCCAGUCCCCUUGAUCCAUUCACCUUGACUUGCACUUUGUUCUCACUGCGGGCUUUUUGAAGAAAGGUGAAUGUAAGGAAGGAAAGUUUCAUCGGCACAUGCUCAACAAGUUUCAGGUCCCUUACGUUGAACAUUUGGUUGUUUCUCAAAAUAGAAAUAAGCGCCCUGUCCCGAAUAAGCGUCCUCCUUUGAGGCACCAAGAGUAAAUAAGCGCCCUGGGCGCUAAAUCGAAUCAUUACGGUAAGUCUAUUUUUUUACUUGUCACGCGCUUAAAACAUGGGUUCGAGUUAUUGAGGGUAAAAUUAUAUAGAAAUGAUCUGAAAAGAAACAAAAAUUAGUAUUACUUAGCAUGAGGUUCGAGUCAGUAGCGCCGGUUCGAGUUAUGGGAGUACGAUCGACUGCGUAUCCUUUUUAAACGAUCUUUCUCUUAUUGUGCGUUUUAGAAUAUUCCGUAUAUUCCGUGUUUUGUUUUAGAAUAUUCUGUAAAUUCAGUCUUUUAGUAUAUUCUGUAUUAAGAAUAUUGCAUGUAUUCCGCCAUUCCCUUCGGCCAGUCCGCCAUUCCACCAUUCUGCCCAAUAGGAUAACCCGCGUACACUUGCAAUUAGCGAAUUUACUAGAGAAACAGACGUCUCACAAAUAUAUUUUUUUAUAAAUCCAGGUAAGUAUUAUCUGCCACUUUGGAAAAACGAUACGACACUUUUAAAACUGCAUGCUCAACUGACCUAUAAAUAAAACGAACAACAAUAUUUCAAACACACUUUGUAGUUCUCCUUAUUUGUGUUGUUGUUUUACUGCAGGUCUGAAAACUUGGCUCGCUAAAUUUAUUAAUUAGCAAUUAACAAACAGCAAACAGCCUACGAGCAAGGACCGCUCAUAUUCGAGGGCGGAGUUUAUUUGAAAGUGGGACGAGACAAAGAACUGUUUUAACUACGGCAUUAUUUUUUUUCCCGUUUUUCUAUUAAUCAACAUAAUCAGGAGCCACGACAUAACUAACGUACGUGUGUAUAUUGAUUUUGAUUAUAUCAGGGCCGCGGCGCUUAUUCGGGGGCGGCGCUCAUUCACUCUUUUUCUUCCAAAAGCGGUGCUUAUUGGAGGAAGGCGUGUAAUCGGGGACAUUGCUUAAUCGGGUAAAUACAGUAGGCCUUCUACUGUAUCUGUACUGUGUGUCAUUGAAUCUGUACUGUACUGUCAUUGAGUUUGUCGAUUCUUUCAUACCUUCGCGUCGCAUCAGCGAUUCAUUCGUUACUAAAAUAUGGAACUGGGAACGGGAAACGGGAAACGGGAAAAGGGAGAUGUGAAUCGGGGGACAGGAAAUGUGAAACGAGCACAGGGAAUGGGGUAAUGAAAAUAGGAGCCUAAAGAUUUUUGAAUUUUUGACAACAUUGUCUCGCACCCACUGUUCUUUCAACGCAGGGUGUGAUUUACUUUUCACCGACGAGACGGCACACUUCUCCAUAUCUUCUAUUUCUCCAAUCGGUGUUACUCAAAAGGCCAUCAACGUCCCUGCUAACAACACAUGUAGCUUUUACUUUGGGGAGAAACUCCAUGCACAAUACAUUGGUUGCGACGGAGACUGGAGGGAGAUCCCAUCAAGCAGUGUAAAUGAGAGUUUAGAGGUCACUCCUGGUUGGAACACGAGCCAGCUGAUACUGCGGGUUGGUAUAUUUAAAACGUGGAUGACAAUUGAGUUCCUCGCAUAGCCCUCGUGGAGAGAGGUGUAGAAAUUUGUAGAAGUUUGCCUCGUGCGCGUCAAUUGUGUUUGGAUUACACCUUUUCACUAUAUUUCUAUCGGUUUGGUUGGUAUCCGCCGUUGCUUAGCAACAAAAUUGCGACCAAACAAACCUAACCUGGUUGCUUUUGCGGCCGUUUUAGCGGUUAAAAUUGCUUUCGACUGUGAAUUUCGAAAGUACAAGUACUUUUAAGAAAAAAAAAUUAUAAUAAAUCGUUUUGAACCACUAGCUUCAAAACAGGGGCCAAAACCAAGGUAUUGAGAGAACAGGGAUCCCUGGUUCGAAACCUGGAGGGGUCGUUGAUUGAUUGCUUUUUCUACGAUCAAUUUUCAAACCCACUAAAAGGUGGUUGUAUAUAAGGAACAAGCAGCCUAACAGGUUUCCAGUACAAACUAGCAAGUCAAAUGUCCCAUUUCUUUUUCAUUUUAGACGAAAGGCAACGUUUCAUCUUUCCUUAACGAUAACUUUGGUCGAAUCUUUAGAGUCGCACUGCAAUACGACAACCCUGUUACUAACCCUUUUUACUCUUAUAUCUUUUAUUUUUUGGGUCCGCAGUAAUUGGCUUUAGCUGUUGCGGUGUCCCUGUCCAAAUAUUUAAGUUAUUAUUAGUGUAUUGUUACGUGUUUAUUACUAGUGUUUGCAUAUCUUCAAAUUUUUGUUGUUGUUGUUUAUUUGUUUGUUUGUUUUUUUUGUUUUCUUGAGGGAAAAGCUAAUAAAAUAAAAAUAAAAAAAUUAAUACGACUGAAGGGAGGCUACAUUUUUAUAUCAAACGGUUUGAUUGCUCAAUUUAGAAAGACUAGAACACUUUAAUAGGAGCAAAUUUCAAUGCUAAAAAAAGACGUAGUUGUUUAAUAAAAUGGAAAAUCCACAGAAAACAACCCACUAUUUUAAUUUGCUGUACAAUGAUAGAAAAUAUUCUGUUGUUUUACCUUACUAGACGAGAGAUAACGCUUCCUCUUUUCUUCGCAAGAACCAGGGUCGGAUCUUUAGAGUCGCAGUGCAAUGUCGCCAUCAACGUAAAACCGCUGUCGCCAAAAGCACCUGUGUUAUGUUCAAGGUUCCUGGAACAAUAUAUUGUAAGACAUUCAAACAAAAUAAUGCUGUUGUUGUUGUUGUUGUUGUUUUUUGACUGAGUUUCAAUAAGCUGAAAAGACCGGAGAAGACAUUUAAAAUCGGAAUGAAAAUAAGGAAUGAAGAAAAAAAAGACUUCCUCAAAAAGAAAAAGUUAAGAAAAAAAUAAUAAUAAUUAAAAAAAAGAAGACAAGAAAAGAUAAAAGGAAAAAAUAAUGAAAAUGAUAAUGAUAAUAAUGAUAAUGGUAAUGAUUCCUUCCUAUAAAAAAGAAUGCUAUUUCAAGAUAGACGACGGGGGUUUUGUAUUUGAGCUUCAUUUUCAUUUUAAACUUCACAACAAGUAAUUGGACCACGAUCUUUCCAAUCAUACUUAACUGAAUCGUGAGCUUUCCUUCUACUCGACAACUAAACAUUAUAUAAAGUAACAAGAAUAUAACUGCCAAUUUCCUAAACAACUUGACUUGACUUUCUUAGCUUGCGAUGGCUUUUCAUUUUCACCACUAAGUUUCAGCAAAAUGAAAGCAGUCGGUCUUUUAAACUUAACUAUCUAAUAUCCUCAUUUUUAGGCCCAAUUCCCCAACAGAAUUCGUCAAAGCAAUCUGCAACGUUACCACCUCCAACUUUGGAAAUAACCAGCACCACAGGAUUCCCACCUCGUCCAACCACUCAGGCAGAAAAGGUAACAACAUGCACACAAGCUGUAGUAACAACUGAGGUUUGGAAUGAAUUAUUGGUGUCAUUCUUCUCGUGUAAGCUAUUCCGAAUUCCGAUAAAAUAUUGGAAUUUUUUGCAAUGAAAUUCAGAAUUCUGAGGUUUAGAAUCUGGAAUUCAGCUCACGGAAUCCGGAAUCCUGCUAAGCACAGAAAUCCAGAAUCGCAGUUUCAGUGACAAAGAAUCCGGAAUCCUGUACCUGGAAUCCAAUCCAAGACUAUCUUGGAAAAUCUUACAUGAGGCAAUAGGCCAUUUCCGAGUUCACCCGGGCCUCUGUUUCAAAACGAGGGUAGCUGCUCAGCGUUUGUUAUCGAAAUCACUUUUCAUUCUCAUGCAAAUAAAACUCUUUUUCACAAGAAAAGGUUGUGCACCUAGUCUCAUUUUGAAAGUGAGGGUUUUUGGAACUCGGAAGUGGCCUAUUCGAUACUCCCUCAAAUAUUUCGGAAAUGUUUUCCAAAAGUUCGUGAUAAAUUUCUUGUUCCUUUUUGCGGCGAAGUAAGAACUGUUUUCAACUGUGUCGUUUUGAGAGUUUUCACAUCUCUAAGAGAAGACGAGAGUACACUGCAUGGUUGGGUGCUAAGGAAUUAAUAUACAAACGUAAUCGACUGGUUAAUUGAGUGAUUAAGUUAUAAUUAAAUAAUUAAUUUAUUUGGACUUUUUCCUCUACAACUGGUUUAAUUAUUUUUUGUCUCUUAUCAGGAACCCACAUCUCGGAUAAAAGGUAGUACACAGCAAGAUCAGCUAGUAAUCUUUUCAUCUUAUCGGCUUUCAGUCUUUUAGCUUUUUAUAUUAGUCUUUCAAAACGUUAGCUUGUUAGUCACUCAGUCUGUCAGCCUGUCGGACGAUCAACCUGUCAGCCUGCCAGAUUGUCUUUCUGUCUGCCUCUUAGUCUGUCAACCUGUAAUAGCUUGUCAGUUUACCAAACUGUCAGGCAGUCAGCCUCCGUUUUAUCCUGACAAUCUGUCAGCUUUUCAGCCUGUCAGUUUGUCAACCAAUCAGCUUUGUUAGUCUGUCAGCCUGUCGGCUUUCAAGCCUGUCAGCCUGUUAGAUUGUUCGCAAGUCAGCCUGUCUUCCUGUCAGCCUCUUAGUCUGUCAGCCUGUAAUAACUUGUCAGACUGUCAGGCAGUCAGCCUCCGUUUUAUUCUGACAGUCUGUUACCUUGUUAGCCCGUCACAGUCUGUCAACCAGUCAGCUUUGUCGGGCUACCAACUUGUCGGUCUGUCAGCUCCUCAAUCUGUUGAAGGGCCAGCACUUGAAACGUUAGUUGUUCACGGGCCUUAUCAACUCAGUUGAUAUAAUCAAUUUUUAUGUCAGCUUGUGAUGCUGUCAACCUGUCACCUUGACAGCUUGUCAGUCUCUUGGCUUCUCACAAAGCAAAACAGUAGGCCAGUCUGCCUGUCUGCUUGUCAGUUGGUCAGCCAGUCGGCCUAUCAGCUUGUCGAAUUAUGGUAGUCUGUGGAUAACCUGUCAGUCUGUCAGCCAGUGGGCCAGAUUGUCAGUCUAUCAAACUGUUAGCCUGCUAGUUUGUUAACUUGUUAAUCUUUCAAACUAGCAGUCUGUCAGUCUUUUAGUUUGACAGCUUGUCAACUCUUUCUAGCUUGACUGAUCCCGAAGUCAGUUGUUCAAAAAGCUGCUAACUUCAAAGCAAAGCCAAAGCGCCAACCUAUCAGACGAAGUUCACUACCAAAUGAGAACUCGAAACAAACAAUGAAUCAUGGCUUUAACCAUUUGUCAGAACUGGCCGCGGCCAAAGCGACACAGCUGUAAAGAGAUUUCCACUAUUAAUCAGUACUAUUCAGCCAGAUCAGCUUAUUACAACGUGGUAUAAACGGAAAUGAUUGGUGGCUCGGCCAGUUCUGAAUUUUCUGAUCCGCAGAAGUAAAAAAGUGCCCCCCCAGGCGGUCCUUAAGGCCUUCGCUGAAAUUGCUAACCUGUACAUUCAUGGAGAGUUUCGAAGAACAGGCAAGAAGUACAUCAUACUACAAGCCAUCAUUCUGGAUCCCAUUAGCGUCCAUAUAUAGCGUCUUACAGCAUCUGGGCAUGACAACCAUCAGCCUUGAAUCGCCCUCACCAUGGAGACGAAGAAUAGCAACAACCUCACCACACACAGUUUUUAAGGCAACAGGACGAACACCUCUUUACCAGCUUAAAAAGGAAGCUAACGUAAUGCACUGAUGGGUCAUUGGCUUAGCCUGAGUUUUACACCACCAGCAAUCAAUAACACGCAGUAUUGUUAAAUGUAUUUACGAGCCUCACCGACAUCUUGUAGCAGACGAUCUGUUAUCUCCAAGGAGAAAACAAAUGUCUUCCAAUCUGUCCUUGUUUCUAAUGCUACUCCUCUUUCUUUUUACUUACAGAAAAUUUUAUUGCCGAAACUAUGAGGCCAAACAGUAGUGCUUAAUCUGCGACUGAGUUCAAAUCCACUGCGGAUUUUACCGAAUGUCAGAGGUCUGCCAAGCAACUUCGCCACUACCUACAACAGCAAGGCGUACGCAUUGCCUUCAAGUCGAAGACAGCACUCAGCAAGACGUUUACCUAUUAAGCAAGACGGCUUAGUUUACAAGUUUACAUUUGGGUGA